Molecule: messenger RNA, 999 nt
Organism: Cladophialophora psammophila CBS 110553
Lineage: Eukaryota; Fungi; Ascomycota; Eurotiomycetes; Chaetothyriales; Herpotrichiellaceae
Exons: 2
Coding region: 1-999 (332 amino acids)
Molecular function (GO): dioxygenase activity
Source: RefSeq, a predicted model, not a curated record
AUGGGAUCUAUUGGGGCAGGCAACAGCGCCAUACAGCUGCCUGUCAUCGGCAUAUCAGAUUUCACCGUUGAGGUUGGUAAGAAAGUAUUGGAGGCUGCUACUACAUUCGGUUUCCUCUACAUCGACACCAAUGGCACGGGCUUCACAGAGAGCAUAGUGGAUCGCGAAUUUGCAUUUUCGCGCCAGUUUUUUGCCCUGCCUGAAGCAGAAAAAGAGCCUUGCCGCAUUGACAACACGAAUCGUGGCUGGACAGGAAUGCAUGGCGAGAUCCUCGAUCCCAAGACACAGCGCAAAGGCGACUUCAAGCAGGCAUUUAACAUUGGGGCGUUCCUGGAUGGAAAACCACAACAGCCUCUGCCCAAAUUCCUCGAGAGCCGGAUUGAUGAGUUGGCCGAGUUUGAGAGGACAUGCAAGCAAGUCUGCGAUCGAGUCCUAGAUCUUCUGGGGCUGGGACUUGAAGUUGAAGAGCCCAACUUCUUCUCAUCACGGCACACUCAACCCAGCGGGUUCGAUGUCAGAGCUGGUGCCCACUCCGACUACGGGAGCAUCACCUUGCUGUUUCAGCGACCGUCGCAACCAGGCCUACAAAUCAGAACCCCGGAGGACGCUUGGGCACCGGUUCCCGUUAUCCCUGACGGAUAUCACUCGACGACAUUCCCGCCUGUUCUGGUCAACAUUGCGGAUUUGCUAUCAUACUGGACUAACGGGAUAUUAAAAAGCACGGUACACCGAGUCAUCUUCCCCCAGGAUGCCAGAAGGGGAGGUGAGGACCGGUACUCAAUAGCGUAUUUCUCACACCCAGGGGACGACGUCGAGUUGACACCUGUGCCAAGCAAGCUGGUAGAGCAGCACAAGCUGGACGAAGACAAGGAGGUGGGAUAUGGAGGCGGAGCUACCAGCAAACGAGCAAUGACGGCGAAAGACCAUCUUUUGUCUCGGCUGAAUGCGACGUAUGGAUUCAGAGGGGCGCAGGCCAAGGAGAUUGACAGCACUGCAUAG